Cuscuta europaea is the source of this 2366-nucleotide messenger RNA. The record is from the annotation of a GenBank genome assembly. Lineage: Eukaryota; Viridiplantae; Streptophyta; Magnoliopsida; Solanales; Convolvulaceae.
ACGGACCGUGAGCCCAAAUCUUUCGAAGCAGCGACCCGUUCAGGCCAGAAGUUGUCCUUUGUUCCACCUAUAAAUAACAACCCUAACGCAAUUUCGGACUCCUCUCUCAACGCUUCUGGUGUUUCGGAAGCGGUUUGGUUUCGUAUCUUCAUUCCAAUUAGGGUUGGAAAGAGUGGGCAGGGAUCGGACAACGUGAGUGUUAGUUCUACGUUCUCAUUUAAGACAGAAUUAAUUCGUGCUGAUUUUUGAACGGAUCUCAUAAAUUUGAGUUCAUUCUUGCUGAUUCUUUGAACGGAUCUCAUAAAGUUGAGUUCAUUCGGGCUGAUUCUUCUUAGAGCACAUCUCCAAUAUGGCUGCCACUGCGAUUCUCCCUUCUGCUGACACCCAACAUUUGGCAGAGGACCCAAGCCUCCCAAAGCAUUGGAAGGGUUUGGUUGAUGGCCAGACUGGAAAUCUUUAUUACUGGAAUACAGAGACCAACGUUACCCAGUAUGAGAAGCCUGUAAUUAUUAUGAUACCACCAAGCUCUGCUGGCCCUAACAAAUCUUUGAGUCCAUCGGUUGAGACGACUUUCAGGGGACACGUCAUAAAUGUUGAUUAUGAUGUAACUAAUAGAGGUAGCAGAAGUGGGUCAAUGAUGUUUGCUCCUGGGACAGGAAGUUAUCAGAGUGAUAAAAGCAGACUAGAUCGAAGUCUUGGGAUGGUUUCAUUCUCCUCAACAAUCACAGAAUCAGCUGAUUCUUAUCGUCAGCAGCAUGACAUAACUGUAUCUGGAAUUAAUGUGCCCCUACCUUUCACUUCUUUUGAAGCUACUGGUUUUCCAUCCGAGAUUCUCAGGGAGGUGGUGCAUGCUGGGUUUUCUGUCCCUACGCCAAUACAAGCACAGUCAUGGCCAAUUGCUCAACAAGGUUCUGAUGUGGUGGCCAUUGCAAAAACAGGUUCUGGGAAAACAUUGGGUUAUUUGAUUCCUGGGUUCACUCACAUCAUGCAUCAACGCAACAAUCCCAAACCUGGCCCAAAGCUCGGCCCAACAGUAUUGGUGUUGUCACCAACAAGAGAGUUGGCAACUCAGAUUCAAGCAGAAGUGGCAAAGUUCGGAAAGUCAUCCAGAAUUACUUGCACGUGUUUAUAUGGAGGUGCACCUAAGGGUCCACAAUUGCGAGACCUUGAUAGAGGUGUAGAUGUGGUGGUUGCUACUCCUGGCCGCUUGAAUGACAUUCUAGAGAUGAGAAGAGUAAACCUCCGUCAGGUUUCUUACCUGGUGUUGGAUGAAGCAGACCGAAUGUUAGAUAUGGGAUUUGAACCUCAGAUAAAAAAGAUUGUCAAGGAGGUGCCUACUAGUAGGCAAACACUCAUGUACACUGCGACGUGGCCCAAAGUGGUGCGUAGAAUUGCUGCUGAUCUACUAGUCAAACCUGUUCAGAUUAACAUAGGGAAGGUUGAUGAGCUUGCUGCAAACAAGUCCAUCACCCAGUUUGUUGAGAUACUUGCACCUAUGGAUAAGCACAGGAGGCUUGAGCAGAUAUUGAGAUCCCAAGAACCAGGGGCCAGGAUUAUAAUAUUUUGCGCAACAAAGAAAAUGUGCGAUCAACUUGCACGCAACCUAACCCGCCAAUUUGAGGUGGCUGCAAUUCAUGGAGACAAAUCUCAGGGAGAGAGGGAUUAUGUGCUGAAUCAGUUCCGAUUGGGACGAUCACCCGUGCUUGUUGCCACUGAUGUUGCUGCACGUGGGUUGGAUGUGAAAGAUAUCCAAGUGGUGGUGAACUUUGACUUCCCGAUGGGAAUAGAAGAUUAUGUUCAUAGAAUUGGCAGAACAGGACGAGCUGGUGCCAGUGGACAGGCAUUCACUUUCUUCAGUGACAAGGAUGCAAAACAUGCAUCAGCUCUUGUCAAAGUACUCACUGGGGCUAACCAAAUUGUCCCUGCUGAAAUUCAUAAUAUGGCAUCACGGGGUGGCAAUGUAAUGGGCAGGCAAUGGGGUUCUCGCCCUAAUCAACGCGGAGGUCGCUGGGGUGGUGGUGGACGAGACACUGGAUUUGGCAGAGGAGGUUAUGGUGGUGCAAGGCGCAGUAGAAGCCCGCCUAGAAAUUUCGUGUGAUUUGUUAGAGUACAAGCCUGUUAUGACGGAUUCAAGCCAUACCCGUGAACAUCUCGAUGGUUACCUUCUGCUGUACUCUGUAUUUUUUGGCCACAUAUGAGGCUAGUGAGUUUGGUUUCGUGAUGCUGGCCGAUUGAUAUUGUGAUAAGUAGUUUGUGGAUUUGUUUGUUUACGAUCAUUAAAUUUCUUAAAUUUGGAUUAUUGUUUAUGUUAGUACACGUUUUUUCUUUGGGACAUAUAUCUUGAUUUCUCUGGAUCUAGGUAGGGG